Phodopus roborovskii (desert hamster) is the source of this 2295-nucleotide messenger RNA. RefSeq names its product DNA replication fork stabilization factor DONSON (gene Donson). The record is from RefSeq and is a predicted model, not a curated record. The transcript is spliced from 10 exons. Gene Ontology annotation, biological process: nuclear DNA replication. Gene Ontology annotation, cellular component: nucleus. The coding region runs from base 61 to 1722 and encodes 553 amino acids. Lineage: Eukaryota; Metazoa; Chordata; Mammalia; Rodentia; Cricetidae.
GGGCGGGGCCGCGGCGCGCGGGAAGCGCCGGCCGGGCUGCGGGUCCCUCCGCGCUGCGCAAUGGCUGUGCCGGUGCCCGGCUACUCGCCCAGCUUCAAGAGGCCGCCGGAGGUCGUGCGGCUCCGCCGGAAGAGGCCUCGGGGCCGCGGCGCCGCCCCGCCCUCGGCGCUGCCGGAGCCCGCGCCCCGCCGCGCCGCGCUGGCGGCCGGGCUGCCCCUGCGCCCCUUCCCGGCCGCGGGCGGCAGAGGCGGCGGCGGCGCCGGAGCCCGCAGGAACCCCUUCGCCCGCCUGGACAACCGGCCGCGGGCGGCCCGCGAGGAGCCGCCCCGGGGCCCGCAGGCGGCUCCGGGCCCGCAUUUAGAUUCUAAUGGGGAAAAUGCCUUGCUGUGGGAGGAAGCGGCUCACGAGAGAGCUGUCACCGAGCUGUCUCAGAGUCAACACAUAUUCUCUGAGUCAGAUACGACUCCUUCAGAAGGUACUGAGUUACCUGCGGACUGGAGUAUUAAAACCCGACUCCUUGUCACCUCUCCUCAACCCUUUUCCUGGGCAGAUCAUUUGAAGGCACAGGAAGAAGCCAGAGGGCUUGUCCAGCAUUGUAGGGCGGCAGAGGUCACCUUACCCCAGAGUGUACAGGAUCCCAAGCUCUCAACUGAGCUGCGUUGUGCCUUCCAGCAGACCCUUGUCUACUGGGUUCACCCUGCCUUUUCAUGGCUGCCACUGUUCCCUCGAAUUGGAGCUGAUAGGAAAAUGGCUGGAAAGACAAGUCCGUGGUCAAACGAUGAAACUCUGCAACAUACUCUAAUGAGUGACUGGUCUGUGAGUCUCACUUCUUUGUAUAAUCUGUUGAGGACAAAGCUUUGUCCCUUUUUCUACGUUUGUACCUACCAGUUUACUGUCCUGUUCCGGGCAGCAGGAUUAGCCGGAAGUGACGUGAUCACAGCACUCAUAUCGCCUACAACUAGAGGUCUGAGAGAAGCUAUGAAAAAUGAAGGUAUUGACUUCUCUCUGCCUUUGCUAGAAGAAAGUGGCCAUAAGAGAAAAGUGCGAGCAGGAAACCAGGAGUGUGAGGAGCAGGCGGCCAGCGAUGAAGACGAAGAGGAGAGCUUUUCUUGGCUGGAAGAGAUAGGUGUGCAAGAUCAAAUCAGAAAGCCAGACCUGAACUCUAUCAAGCUACUUAGAGAAAAACAUGAAGUGCAAAUGGAUCACAGGCCUGAAUCUGUCGUCCUGGUGAAAGGACUCAACACCUUCACAUUGCUCAAUUUUUUGAUCAACUGCAAGAGCUUAGUUGCCACUUCCGGUGCGCAGGCAGGCCUCCCCCCAACACUUUUGUCCCCGGUAGCCUUCCGGGGUGCCUCCAUGCACAUGCUGAAGGCACGAAGCAUGAACAUAAAGACGCACGCUCUUUCUGGAUACAGAGAUCAGUGUAGUUUGGAGAUCACAGGUCCCAUCAUGCCUCAUGCUCUGCAUUCUGUGACCAUGCUACUCCGAUCUUCACAGAGAGGGUCAUUCUCUGCUGGGAUAUAUGCACAUGAGCCAACAGCUGUGUUCAAUGUCCGCCUGCCACCGGGUAGAGACCUGAAUAGAGAAGUUGUUCAUAAGGACCUUGCUAACUGUGGGCUACACCCCAAAACCCUGGAGCAACUCAGUCAGCUACCACUGCUGGGGAAGUCAUCCUUACGGAAUGUGGAAAUGAGUGACUACAUUUUUAACUGGAGAUCCUGAACACCAAAGUAAGCGUAAAGGGAAACUGAGGAAAAGCUUCCUAGCAAGGAAGGAAGUUGACAGUUUUUAAGCCUCUGGCUCAGUUUGGAAUAAUGUGUUCUAAAAUACUGAUGUGUUUUUUAACAUUAACUUUCAUUACAUGCAUUAGCAUUAGGUUUAAAAUCAAUGUUUUGCUUUUAUUAUUUUCAUAUCUGAAGAUGCAUGCGUAAAUCUUUGAUAAUAACUGUAACCUGACUAGAACCCUGAAUUAAAAGUGAGUGUCGCUACGAAGGAGACAUGAGAUGCCCUUUCUGAGAAAAGCAUCUCAUGCACCUUCCUGGUAGGGUCUUUAGAGACGCGGGGACGCAGACACUGCCGCAAAGCUGGCGCUUCCUGUCAGAAUGGACACUGGUGACCUCUAGCUCCUCCUGUCCAGUCCAUCUUUGGUAUCCCCCCAAGUGUUGGAUGGUCAGUCACUCAGUCAUGGGAAGUUAGUACUCACUGUGUUUACAGGUACUCUGUGUUUGCAUGUGUGUAUAAAACUCAGCAUUUUUAAAUAAACGCGCAUAGAAGUCAUUGGGUUAACAAAUUAUA